CUGCGACAUUUUCUUAAAUAGCAGAGCACAGUGUCGACGUGCCAUUCCUUAACUCUUCUUCUUAUUCUUCUUUUUCCACUUCGGUGAGGUUUUUAAAUAUCAAAUCGCCAAGAUGAGUGGCCGUAAGUUAUAUAUUUUAUUCCUUUUGUAGCUCAUCGUCAUAGGUGUCCAUGAGCUUCGAAAUAUUCAAAUUUCUUCCCACGGUCAAUUGCAAAAUACUGACAAUGUAUCUCUCUAGUUCGAUUCCUCGAUCUCAUCAAACCCUUCUCGCCGUUCCUCCCUGAGGUUCAGCAACCCGAGACAAAGGUCCCAUUCAACCAAAAAUUGAUGUGGACGGGUUUGACGUUAUUGAUAUUCUUGGUUAUGAGCCAAAUGCCAUUGUAUGGUAUUGUGUCCUCAGAUACCUCCGAUCCUCUAUACUGGUUGAGAAUGAUGUUGGCAAGUAACAGAGGUACUUUGAUGGAAUUGGGUAUUACGCCAAUUAUCUCCUCGGGAAUGGUUUUCCAGCUUCUUGCUGGUACACACUUGAUUGAUGUCAACCUUGACUUAAAGGCUGAUCGCGAGUUAUAUCAAACUGCGCAAAAGCUCUUUGCUAUUAUUUUAUCAAUGGGUCAAGCUACUGUGUAUGUCUUUACUGGAUUGUACGGUCAACCAUCCGAUCUUGGUGCUGGUGUUGUCUGCCUUCUCAUCCUUCAAUUGGUUGUCGCUGGUUUGAUUGUCAUUCUUCUCGAUGAGCUCCUUCAAAAGGGAUAUGGUCUUGGAAGUGGUAUCUCCCUCUUCAUUGCUACCAACAUUUGCGAGUCUAUCAUCUGGAAAGCAUUUUCUCCGACUACCAUCAAUACUGGUCGUGGCCCAGAGUUCGAGGGUGCCGUCAUUGCGCUCUUCCACUUGCUUUUGACAUGGCCAAACAAGCAACGUGCUCUUCAAGAGGCUUUCUAUAGACAAAGUCUUCCUAACAUCAUGAACCUUUUGGCUACCAUCGUCGUCUUCGCAGCCGUUAUCUAUCUCCAAGGUUUCCGUGUUGAGAUCCCAGUCAAAUCUUCUCGUCAACGUGGAGCUCGUGGAUCUUACCCAGUUCGUCUCUUCUACACCUCCAACAUGCCAAUUAUGCUCCAAUCCGCUCUCUCCUCCAACAUCUUCCUCAUUUCUCAAAUGUUGUACUCUCGCUUCUCCGAGAACUUGCUUGUCCAACUCUUCGGUGUUUGGGAGCCAAAGGAGGGUUCAGCACAACUUUUCGCUACCUCUGGUAUCGCAUACUACAUGUCCCCACCUUUGAACUUCACGGAUGCUCUUCUCGACCCAAUUCACACUGCUGUCUAUAUUACUUAUAUGCUCGUCGCAUGUGCUAUCUUCUCCAAGACUUGGAUUGAGGUUUCCGGCUCCAGCCCAAGAGAUGUCGCUAAGCAACUGAAGGAUCAAGGUCUCGUCAUGGCUGGUCACAGAGAACAAAGCAUGUAUAAGGAAUUGAAGCGUAUUAUUCCUACUGCUGCGGCUUUUGGUGGUGCCUGUAUUGGUGCUCUUUCCGUCGGUAGUGACUUGUUGGGAGCUCUUGGAUCUGGAACUGGUAUUUUGUUGGCUGUCACGUAAGCAUUUUCACUCCAAUUUCACCCAUAUAUCAAAGACUAACAUUACCAUAGUAUUAUCUACGGAUACUUCGAGAUCGCCGCAAAGGAGGGAGACAUGGCUGGGAUGAAAGGCAUGAUCAUGGGAUAAGGAUUUUCUUAUCGAUACUUUCAAUUUCUUCUUGUAUGCUUGAUUACAUUAAAGAAAAGCAAAUGUUUUAGGAUUGGUGGUUGUUGGGAAAAUCGGAACGGGAUUCGGAGAUCAAAGAUGUGUAGAUGAAAGAGGCAAUAUCAUUUUAUCUACAUACUCCCUAUGAUCUUCGUAUAAAUGUAACAAUAAGUGGGAAUGGGAUGCAUGUAUUUUUUGGAACCCGCGUUGUAUGAACUUGCAUGAAUUUUGAUGCCAGCGAGCAUAAGCAAU
This is a messenger RNA of Sclerotinia trifoliorum, 1983 nucleotides long. NCBI's taxonomy places the organism in Eukaryota, Fungi, Ascomycota, Leotiomycetes, Helotiales, Sclerotiniaceae. The record is from the annotation of a GenBank genome assembly.